Messenger RNA from Dermochelys coriacea (leatherback sea turtle), 3771 nucleotides. RefSeq names its product cytochrome b-245 heavy chain (gene CYBB). Gene Ontology annotation, biological process: superoxide anion generation; defense response. Lineage: Eukaryota; Metazoa; Chordata; Testudines; Dermochelyidae. Bases 315 to 2027 code for a protein of 570 amino acids. Gene Ontology annotation, cellular component: NADPH oxidase complex; plasma membrane. Gene Ontology annotation, molecular function: superoxide-generating NAD(P)H oxidase activity. The record is from RefSeq and is a predicted model, not a curated record. The transcript has 13 exons.
GACACCACGGUUUUGGGCAGAAACACCCUCCAGUGACAUUUUGUUUAACCCAAAGUAGUUCAUACACAAGAGAAAAAUGUCAAUUUCAAGCUCUCCUUAUUUAAGGCUGGGGUCUUAAGAUGUUGCGUUUGUAGAGAUGUCAGGAAAGCUAUAGCAAAUUUAAACCAUUGCUUGGGUUGAUGAUUAGCUAAUUUCUAGAUGAACGACAAAGGAAACAGGUUGCGUCAAGGCUGCUGCUCUCACUUCCUUCUGUGGGGAGAUGCACACAUUGCCUGAAAAAGAACAAAGCCAGUGUGCACCCCGUCCCAGCAAAGAUGGGCAACUGGGUGGUGAACGAGGGAGUCUCCAUCCUUGUCAUUCUUGUGUGGCUGGGGUUAAAUGCCUUCCUCUUUUGGUGGUACUACAGAGUAUAUGAUGUUCCAGUCAAAUACCACUAUAGCAGAGUGCUUCUUGGGUCUGCUUUGGCUUGGGCACGAGCACCUGCGGCCUGUUUGAAUUUCAACUGCUUGCUGAUUCUGCUGCCAGUCUGUCGAAACCUGCUCUCCUUCCUCAGAGGAUCCAGUGCGUGCUGCUCAACCCGUAUCAGGAGACAGUUAGACAGGAACCUCACGUUUCACAAAAUGGUGGCUUGGAUGAUUGCCCUUCAUACUGCCAUACACACCAUUGCACACUUAUUUAACGUAGAGAGGUGUGUGGAUGCACGUGUUGAAGUGAAAGGAACUAUUCAAGCUGCUCUCUCUGAUCUUGGUGACAAGCCACAAGAAACCUAUCUGAAUUUUGUCCGAAAAAAAAUUGCGAACCCUGAAGGUGGCCUAUAUGUAGCUUUUACAUACUUGGCAGGUCUCAGUGGUGUCAUCAUUACAUUGGCCCUUAUAUUAAUCAUCACAUCAUCCACUAAAACCAUUCGAAGGUCCUAUUUUGAAGUAUUUUGGUACACCCACCAUCUCUUUGUCAUCUUCUUUAUUGGACUUGUCAUUCAUGGAGUUGGCCGUAUUGUACGCGGACAGACAGCUGAGAGCUUGAAAGAGCAUGAUCCAAAAAUAUGUGAAAAGAACUUCACGCAGUGGGGAAAAAUACAGUUAUGUCCUAUCCCCCAGUUUGCUGGAAAUCCUCCUAUGACAUGGAAGUGGGUAGUGGUUCCUAUGAUUUUGUACUUCUUUGAGAGGUUGGUGCGAUUUUGGCGAUCACAGCAGAAGGUGGUAAUCACAAAGGUGGUCAAUCAUCCCUUCAAAACAUUUGAGCUCCAGAUGAUGAAAAAGGGCUUCAAGAUGGAAGUUGGGCAGUACAUUUUUGUCCAGUGUCCCACAGUGUCUCAUCUGGAGUGGCACCCUUUCACACUGACUUCUGCUCCUGAAGAGGAUUACUUCAGCAUUCACAUCCGUAUUGUAGGAGACUGGACAGAGGGCUUGUCCAGUGCCUGUGGAUGUGACAAACAAGAAUUUCAAGAAGCAUGGAAAUUGCCAAAGAUACUUGUGGAUGGUCCCUUUGGCACAGCUAGUGAAGAUGUAUUCAGUUAUGAAACUGUGAUGCUGGUUGGAGCUGGAAUAGGGGUCACUCCAUUUGCAUCUGUACUCAAGUCUGUUUGGUACAAAUACUGCAAUGAUGCAACCAAUCUAAGACUCAAAAAGAUCUAUUUUUACUGGCUCUGCAGAGACACUCAUGCCUUUGAAUGGUUUGCUGAUCUCUUGCAGUCCCUGGAAAAUCAAAUGCAGGAGAGGGACAAUGCAGGGUUUCUCAGUUACAACAUCUACCUAACAGGCUGGGAUGAAUCUCAGGCCACUCAUUUUACAGUACACCAUGAUGAAGAGAAAGAUGUGAUUACGGGUCUGAAACAGAAAACCUUGUAUGGCAGACCCAACUGGGAAAAUGAGUUCAAAACUAUUGCAAGUCAGCACCCAAGUUCCAGAGUAGGCGUUUUCCUCUGUGGUCCGGAAGCCCUGGCUGAAACACUCAAUAAGCAGUGUAUCAACAACUCAGAUGCUGAUCCACGAGGAGUACACUUCAUUUUUAACAAGGAAAACUUUUAACUCACUGGCUCUGACCGGAUACAGGAAUAGCUAAAUCCAAAAGCUAAAGAACUUGUUUCUUUUUCUGUUGGAAUUUGGAGAUUAUAGACCGGAUUCUGAUCUCAGUUACACUAAUGUUAAGCUCUUUGCGUCAAUGGAAUUGCCUGGAUUUACACUGGUGUAACUAUGGAUAUGUCUACACUGCACAGUUGUUGCCAAAACUUUUGUCUUUCUUGGGUACUUUAAAAAGCACUCCCCCAAGAAAGACAAAAGUUUUGCUGACGCAAGCAGCUGUGUGAACAUGGCUUUGUUGGCAGGAGCGCUCUCCUGCCUAAAAAGCUUAUGCCAUUCGCGGGGCUGGAAUUAUUUUGUUGGCAAAAGUGCCGACAAAAUAUGGCAAAAGAGCAUUCACACACGCUGACUUUUAGCAACAAGUAAAAAACAAGUAUGUCGCUAAAAGCUGCAUAGUGUAGACAAGCCCUAAGAAUCCGUUUGACCUUGGGUCUAUUUGCAUGGGCCUCCACAUUCUGAGCAAUUUAGCAGAAAUCUCAAUUUGUCUCAAUUACUAUCUUUAGCUUCCUGUCAUUUGUAAUGUCUUCCUCAGGGUAUCGAUAGAGGUUGCAUCCUGGGGAGCCAGUUUACACUGAUGAUAGCUUAAGUCUAUGAAACAAAAAAGAGUUUUAGCAUAAUGCUUGCUACUUAACAUGCAGUUUAUUUUGGCUGCACAAAUUUUCUGGAAGAAAGACAAAUUUGGGGAGGGAUGAAUGGGACUUAAGCUAUGUCUACACUGCAAAUUACUUUGGUAUAACUUACAUCGCUCAUGGUGGAUUAUUCACACCCCUAAACCAGUGUUUUUCAAACUUUUUUUCUGGGGACCCAGUUGAAGAAAAUUGUUGAUGCCCACAACCCAACAGAGCUGGGAAUGAGGGGCUUGGGGUGUGGAAGGGGCUCAGGGCUGUGGCAGAGGGUUGCAGUGUGAGGGGGGAGGGCUGUGGAGUGGGGCUGGGAAUGAUGGGUUCAGGGUGUGAGAGGGGACUCUGGGCUGGGGCAGCGGGUUGGGAUGCAGGAGGGGGUCAGGGCUCUGGCCUGGGGGUACAGGCUCUGGGGUGGAACUGGGGAUGAGGGGUUUGGGGUGCAGGAACAGGUUCCAAGUUUGGGGGGGGGCAAUGGGAGUGCAGAGCCGGUGCUUGGGGUGAGGGCAGUGCAUGGAGCCCCGUGGCCUUCCUGCCUAGAAGCAUGACCUGCUGCUGGCCGCUUCUGGGGUGCAGUGCGCUGUUGGAAAAGGUAGGCACUAGCCUGUUUUAGCUGGGCAGCACUGACGACAGGACUUUUAACGUCCCAGUCGGCGGUGCUGACCAGACCAAGGCAACCCAGCGCCUUACAUGUCGCGACCCACAGUUUGAAAAACACUGCCUAAGCAACAUAAGUUACACUGAUGUAAGUGCAAGUGUGGACGGCGCUAUGUCAGUGGGAGAGCUUCUCCCUCCUGCCAACAAAGCUACUGCCUCUCAUGGAGGUUGGAGUUACUAAGCCAACGGGAGAGCUCUCUCCCAUCAGCUUAGAGCAUCUUCACCAGAAGCACUACAGUGGCAUAGCUGCAUCAGAGCUGUAGUGUAGACAUAGUCUUACCCAAAAGAGAGAUUCUCGGAAAAACAACUCUCUGUUGCUCAAGUAGGCAAAAAGAAUGUACAGAUGAUUAUGCUGUAGCUACAUAUUUUUAAUGUUUUAAAGGCACUGAAUUAAAUUGUAAGCUCUUUGAAGCAGA